This is a messenger RNA of Oreochromis niloticus (Nile tilapia), 1851 nucleotides long. RefSeq lists its product as uncharacterized. Bases 21 to 800 code for a protein of 259 amino acids. The record is from RefSeq and is a predicted model, not a curated record. The transcript is spliced from 6 exons. Lineage: Eukaryota; Metazoa; Chordata; Actinopteri; Cichliformes; Cichlidae.
UUCAUAAAAGCCUCGGUGCCAUGUCUGACAAACUGAGUGUUACAGCAAACUGUUCUCUGGUUAUAAAGGAGGUCACACAUGAAGAUGCUGGCUCUUACACCUGCAUACAGUUCAUAUCUGGUAAAAAUGUGACAGACUAUCAGGUUGACCUGUUUGUUAUUACCAUGGUACCUCAGCAAAUUUCAGAAAUUAAGGUCCGACUUGGAGGUGAAGUACAUUUAUCUUGCAAAAAUAGCAACACUUUUCAGGAUAAUUGCCUCAGCACUAGGUGGCUCUUCAACAGUUCAGGAAGUAGACCAGUAGAAACACUGUUUGAAAAUGGGCAUGUGCUCAAAGCAGACAGACUGAGCAUUACAGACGACUGUUCUCUGGUUAUAAAGAAGGUCACAUCAGAGGAUGCCGGUCUUUAUGCUUGCAGACAGUUAGUAUUUGGACUUAUGGAUGACUUUACAGACUAUCUGCUCCAUCUGGCUGUUGCUAACGUGAGAAACAUUACAACAACAAGAAUUGCAUCUACAAUAAUAACACAAUUAGCACCAGCAGGGACAACUACAUCCGCAACCCCUACAUCAAACACAGCUGCAACCACUCAAAAAUCAACCCCAGAAACAGAAGAAACUACAGGUUGCUGGGUGAAAUUUAUUGUGGUUAUUGUGGGUUUAGCAGCUCUUUCAGUCACUGUUGUAUCUGUCAACAUAUGGACAAAAACAAAAGGUUACAAAUCAUCUCCGGCCAAGACUGACCACAAUGAGACCAAUGAUGGCGAGAUAUACUAUGAAAUUGAAGACCGUCCAGCUUAAGUUCUGCUCUACAGACAGCAGCUGAAAUUGGUCUUUGUAUCAUCAACUAAGAAAACAGACCAUUUUAUUGUUUAUUAUUAUUAUUAUUUAUUUAUUUUCAUGUUUUUCAUGUUUGUCAAUAAUUUAAUAUUUAUUUUUUCGGGUAACAUUAAAUGAAGUUUUACUUCACUGUUGUUCUUAGUGACAGUUCAGGAAUAGGAACUUAUUAUCAGUUCCUAUUUUAAAUUUCCUUUUUAUUUAACUAUUUUGCACUACUGAGAGACAACAGUUUCCUUGUACGCUUGUUAAUAUAAUGACAAUAAAGAUCCUAUACCAUAAUUUCAUAGUUAUUAGUAAUACUGUCUAGGCUGUGAAUAUGACUACAAAAAUAAACAAAAAAAAAAAAAGAUUUUGUGAGAUAUGAAAAUAUACCAAACUGUGACGACUGGUCUUAGGGAGCCAAAAUUUAAAACGAUCGUGAAUAUGUGCAGAGGGGAUCAGGUGAGGGAUACGACUGUGAGUGUCGACAGGUGAGGCUGUGUCUUUUGACUGCACCGGCAGUAUUGGAGAUUUUUUCAAAAUUAAUGGAAUUAUGAACACAGCGAAGUACUCGCAGGUUUUAGUCCAGCAUGCAGUACCAACUACCUGAUUGGCAGUGGCAACAUUUUUUAUUUUCAGUGUGGGAUUAUCUUGGCAGGGAGUGGAGUAAAAGGCAACCAACAUCCAAAGAAAAAUUUUGAAUGUCAUUCUGGAGAACUAUUCCUAAAGUCUACUUAAAGAAAUUACAAGAAAAGCUUAUAAGGGCUUUUCGGACCUACACACCUGUUAACAAGCUACCAUGUAUUGACCCCCAGAGGUCAUAGACUUGAUCUGGUUUGCUGAAUGAGUGUGACAGGCAGAUAUUUUAUUCCUAGUUAUGUACCAAUAUGUUUUUGUUUGUUCUGCUGCCCUCUAAUGGACAAACAAUGUCAUUACUAUCUCAUGCAGAGUGCAGCUCAGCAUCUUCAGUUUUUUGUUUUGUUUUGUUUUUUUAUAUUGUGCACACUAUAUCAAAUAAAGUAUUUAAUUUUGA